Molecule: messenger RNA, 320 nt
Organism: Medioppia subpectinata
Lineage: Eukaryota; Metazoa; Arthropoda; Arachnida; Sarcoptiformes; Oppiidae
Source: the annotation of a GenBank genome assembly
AUGGGUCUAUGGCAUAGGGAUAACAUGGGUAAUGCUAAGUCUAUGGACAAUGUUAAGUCUAUGGACAAUGCUAAGUCUAUGGGGAGUGCUUACAAUGUUAAGUCUAUGGACAAUGCUAAGUCUAUGGACAAUGUUAAGUCUAUGGACAAUGCUAAGUCUAUGGGGAGUGCUAAUCCUAUGGACUCUUAUUAAAUGUGUAGAUAAUGCUAAUCUAUUCUUUGAGCAAUGCCCGAAUCGUGGUUAACGUAUAGCAUCGCUGUGUGAUCCUUUAUGAAAUGUCUCUAAGAUUAAAUGGAUAUGUCUUCAAAUGAUUAUUCAGU